This is a messenger RNA of Brassicogethes aeneus, 2579 nucleotides long. Lineage: Eukaryota; Metazoa; Arthropoda; Insecta; Coleoptera; Nitidulidae. The record is from the annotation of a GenBank genome assembly.
CUAAAAUUCUGCAGAUGGCGACACUUUUGUAACUGCCAAACACAACCGUUUAAAUUUGAAGUUGCUGGUGUACUUGUGCAUUUUUUGAUCGGAUAAAAUGAAUCCGUCGAACAAAUACACACCAAGGAACAGAAUGCAAAGGGAGAAGACCACGUUAUCAAAUCAUUCCGAUUCUGGAAAAGAUCCUGUUCGUGUUUAUUGUAGACUAAGGCCCCUCAAAGAUAAUAAGGAAUCAACAUGCAUAAAACUGCUUUCGCCUUCAGUUUUGUCCCUUACAACCCCCAUGGAAUCAAAAGGUUCCCGCAAAGAAGUCCAUUAUAAAUUCAAGCAUAUCUUCACAUCAUAUUCAGGUCAAAGGGAAAUAUUUGACCAUGUUGCUUACCCCUUAAUAGAAGAUCUGCUGAAAGGUAAAAAUGCACUAUUAUUUACAUAUGGAGUAACAGGAUCGGGUAAGACCUUCACACUUACUGGGGAUGAAAACAAUCCAGGUAUUAUGCCAAGAUGUAUAGACACGAUUUUUAAUUCAAUUGGUGAUAAUCAGGCGCCAAAAUAUGUAAUUAAAUCAGAUAAAAUGAAUGGGUUCGAGAUACAGUCAGAAACAGAGGCAUAUAGGGAUCGAAUGCAAGAAGAUAGAGCUGCAUUAAAAACACCCAAAACUCCUAGGAGGGUUAAUAGUAGUGAUAAAAUUAAUUAUGCCAAUGAUAACUUAAAAAUACUUUUGUUGAAUGAGACAAAUUUGUAUUCGGUUUUUGUGAGCUACAUUGAGAUUUACAAUAAUACAGUAUUUGAUUUGCUGGACGAAUCCAGUGGUAAAUCAUUACAAUCAAAAAUACUCAGAGAAGAUUUUAAUAAAAAUAUGUAUGUUAAUGGGGUUGUUGAAGUGGAAGUUAAAACAGCCCAAGAGGCAUUUAACAUAUUUUUUACUGGGCAAAGAAGGAAAAGAAUGGGGGAUACUAUUUUAAAUGCUGAAUCAAGCCGUAGCCACUCUAUUUUCAAUAUAAGAAUUGUCCAAUUGGAGCAACAAACCUUAAAUUAUGAUGGGCAGCCUAUGAUUCCUGAGGGUAAUCACAUGCAAAUAUCUCAAAUAAGCCUAGUUGAUUUGGCAGGUUCAGAGAGAACCAAUCGGACACAAACAACAGGGGCUAGAUUAAGAGAGGCUAGUGCUAUAAAUAACUCACUUAUGUCACUAAGGAAUUGUUUGGAAAUAUUGAGGGAAAACCAGAUGAAAAAGUCCAACAGAUUGGUACCUUACAGAGAUACAAGAUUGACGCAAUUAUUCAAGAAUUACUUUGAGGGAGAAGGUUCAGUGCAAAUGAUAAUUUGCGCAAAUCCAUCCAUAGAAGAUUUUGAGGAGAAUCUGCAGGUAAUGAAAUUUGGAGAGAUGACGCAGGACGUUAAAAUUGCCAAAUCAGAAGCUAAGUAUACUCCAAUUCAUAAGAGAACAAUUGAGAAAAAUACGGUUACCCCAAAAACAGCUUCAAAACCGAAAAAUGCCACCUUCACUUUACUUCCAGAGGUGCCUGCAAUGAAAUUCAACUUCGAGAACAUCGAAGAUUGCGGCAUACAAAUCGAUAAACUCGUGAGAAUUUUAAAGCUACGGAAAAAUAAGUCGGUUAAUGUAAACCGAGAAUCCGAGAUAAAAAUCAAGGAGUUUAGAAAUCGCCUUCUAGAAAUGGACAAAGAUUUUGUUCUUAACAAAACCGAAAUCAAAAGUCUCAGAACAAUCAUCCAAAAAGAAAAACACAAAUCUAUAAACCUACAAACUAAAGUGGUAGAUUUGGAAACCGUCAACGAUUCUCUAGCGCACAAAUGCGGAGAAUUGGAGGACGUGGUUCGUUCUCUACAAAAUAAAAUCAGCGAAAAGGACCGCAAAAUCAACCAGAAUUGCUUGGAGAAAGAAAAGCACAAGCACCGUUUGGCGCAGCAGUCCGAAAAAACCCAAGAAUUAGACAUGAAGCUGAAAAAACAACGCGACUAUCUAAAUGCCGCCAUGAAGGCCAAAGACUACAAGCUAAAGAAAGUCAAAGAAGUACUUGAAAGUGACCUUAUCCCCCCUAUCGACAUAACCGAAAUACAGAAAGAACCAAACGUGUACAGCCACAAACUAGUACAGCAAGCUGAAAAAGAAAAUCAGACCCCGCAUAAAAGCAGAAGCACUGUUGCGACAUCUACCCCAUCUCACAGAAGACGUUCAAGGUCAGCAGGUGAAGUUUGGUUAGAGCACAACUCUAUUAAACCCGUCCCUCUGGGCACAGUACUACAACCUAGCAUGAAAAAGAGAAAAUCCGUUACUAAACUCAGCAAGGCUACAGACAUAACCAAUCCAAAGCAAAGCAAGUACUGUCUUAUUGCGCAGGAUCAAGACACAGAUGGCGAAGUUGAAACUAAAGUUUACAAAGCCGAUAUUUUGCCCACUUGCGGAGGGGGCGCUCAAGUCGUUUUUAACGAUGUAGAGCGACUUAGACAAGAAUCGCCUACCAAAUAGUUUUUUAAAGUAUUAUGUUAAAUUUACGCUUUUAGCACUUAUAUUGUAUAUAUUUAUGUUUUAAAUCUCAAUAUUAUAAUAGUUUUAAACGAAG